UUAGCUCAGAUCAAAACAAACGAACCUCAACUGAAAAUUGAAGUACGACAUCAUAAGCUCAAAGAUUGCUAUGCACUCUACCUUACGGCUGGUUACAAAAGUUUAUUGAAAGGAGCCGAGCUGUGCCAUAUCAAGAAACCGGUGAAAAGUCGUUUCGGUGGAGGUCUCCGAGAAUUCUCCUUCGAAGAGGCUCAAUGCUUUUCGGGCAUUGAAGGACGCAAUACGUUUCUUACCGACACAGAACGAGCUCUCAUCGUGAAACAGAUUGUGGACAUGAUGCGAGCGCCAGCCGGUGGGCUCACUCUUGACCUGCCAACAAGGACGAUUAGAAUACGAGAAGGAAUGGCGAUUGGUGAGCAACCUGUAGACGAAAUUCGGGAUUAUUUUGGUACCGAGAUUGCAAUGUAUUUUUCAUGGCUUGGUCACAUGACUACAGCUCUCUGGUUUCCAGCUCUGCUAGGUCUUUUCAUGUAUUUCUUCACCACGUUCAAAUACAAAAGCUCGAUAGGGAAAGAAGACAAAGCGGAUUCUUUCCAGGUUCGGAAUUUUUUUAAUUGCUCUGGUUUUUAG
Molecule: messenger RNA, 570 nt
Organism: Cooperia oncophora
Lineage: Eukaryota; Metazoa; Nematoda; Chromadorea; Rhabditida; Trichostrongylidae
Source: the annotation of a GenBank genome assembly